This is a messenger RNA of Grus americana (Whooping crane), 2705 nucleotides long. RefSeq names its product beta-1,3-galactosyltransferase 2-like. The transcript has 2 exons. The record is from RefSeq and is a predicted model, not a curated record. Lineage: Eukaryota; Metazoa; Chordata; Aves; Gruiformes; Gruidae. Gene Ontology annotation, cellular component: membrane. The coding region runs from base 118 to 1212 and encodes 364 amino acids. Gene Ontology annotation, molecular function: N-acetyl-beta-D-glucosaminide beta-(1,3)-galactosyltransferase activity.
UGCAGCAAGAGGAGUCGCAGGAGAAAUGGGGAGAACUGGGCAGGGAGGGGAGCUGCACCCUGGGGGAACUGGGAUGAACUGGGGACGGAACAGGAGCCGCAUGUCAGAGGAACUGGGAUGAACUGGGCAAGGGCAGCAGCCGGAGCCAUGAAGUGCCAGGUGAGCCCCCGCCUGCUGCUGCUGCCCGUCCUGGCGGCGCUGGCGCUGCUGGGGCUGCGGGUGCAACGCUUCGCCGAGGAGCCCGUCACCACCGCGCCCCUCCUGCCCGGCCCCGACCGAGACGCCGUCGACCCGCGGCACCGCCCCGCGGCGGCUUUCCAGUGGCACGGGGCGCCGGAUUCGCGCGGCAACGUCACGGUGAAGCCGGCCCCCACGCGGCACCCGCUGCAGCCCCCCUACCCUUACCCCUACCGCUUCCUCCUCAACGAGCCCCACAAGUGCCGGGAGCGGACGCCCUUCCUGGUGCUGCUGGUGGUGACGGAGCCGGGGGACAUGGCCGGCAGGAACGUCAUCCGGCAAACCUGGGGCAACGAAAGCUCGGUGCCGGGGGUCGCCAUCCUCCGUCUCUUCCUCCUCGGCGUCCACCCGGUGUUCGGGCAGGAGCUGCGGGCGGUGCUGGAGGAGGAGAGCCUUCUCUACCACGAUCUCCUCCAACAAGACUUCUUGGACACCUACAACAACCUGACGUUGAAGACGUUGAUGGGCAUGGAGUGGGUGAGCAAGCACUGCCCCAACGCCAGCUACGUGAUGAAGGCCGACCGCGACGUCUUCCUCAACCUGGGUUACCUGGUACGACGGUUCCUGGUGCCCCCCAAGAAGAAUUUCAUGACGGGUUACAUCUACCGCAACACGGGGCCGUUGCGCAGCAAAGCCUACAAGUGGUACGUGCCCCCCGAGGUCUACCCCAACACCACCUACCCGCCCUACUGCGGCGGACCCGGCUACGUCUUCUCCGGCGAUUUGGCCGGCAAAAUCUACGCCGUCGCCCAAACUUUGCCCGUCAUCAACAUGGAGGAUUCUUUCGUGGGCAUCUGCCUGCACGCGCUGGGCGUCAGCGUUACCGGCAGCCCCUGGGGCGUCUUCAAUAUGUACCGGCUCGAGUACGAGAAGUGCCGGUUCUCCCGGCUGGUGAUGGUCCAUCACUACCAGCCCCAGGACCUGCUCAAGGUCUGGCCGCACUUCCAGAAGGCAAACGUGACGUGCCAGAGCUAGCCACGGCCGGAGGGCUGAGCCGUGCCGGGGCAUCCCCCGUCCCCGGCGGUGGGUACCGUGUCCCCUCCCCGUGCCAGGACCCGCCGGCUUCACUCCCUCCGUUGACUUUCUGGCCAGUGUCCGGCUCUCGAGCAGCCGCUCGGGGCCAUCUCCAAACCUCAGGUCUCUUCGGGGGGACCCCCACCCCUCCGCCACGGACAGAUUUCCACCCCAGAUUGAGCCACGGGCUGGUGCCGAGGGUUUCGCUCGUGGCACCGGCUCCUCCACUUUUUUAAUAUUAUUAUUGAUUUGGGUUGGUUUUGGUUUUUUUUUUUUUGCACUGAGCCUGCUAGGCUCAGGGGUUGGGGAUCACGCCGGCGGUAAAGCUGUGCCCACGUUAAAUUAUAACCACCGUCUGUAAUAAAAAGGGCUGGAGCCAGCCAGAACAAGCUCGCCAGCCUCCUCCUCUCUCCCGGUGCCGGCACCGCGCCUCGGUCACCCACCGGCACGAACCCUCCGCCAUCUCCUCCCGUCCCGGGGCUCCUGCAACGCCGGCGGCGGAGACGCAACGAGAUCGCGGCGCUGAGAAGGGGCCGCUAUCGCCGAAAGGCCGGCUCCAGCCCCGGUGUUUGCUUUGGCUGUUGACUCAUCGGGGCGGUAACAGGUUGCACUUGGGUCCAGCUCUGCCGUCAGCACGGAGAGAAGCAGAAACGCCGGUGCAAGAUUUAGUCAAAAGGCACAUGCCGCACGCCAGAGGAGGCACGUUCACGUGCGUACAAGGUGCGUGUGGUGGGACGGCACCGGUGCAACGACCGAUAAGGCUCCGGGGUGGUUCUGGUGCCGCUUAAAGGAGCUGAAGAGGCAGCUCUGGACUUAUUUUUGGUGAAAAAGGCGCAAUUUUGUAGCCCAAACGCCAGCUGCCCCCCCCCCAGCUUUGGUGUAACCUGGCAGCUGCCUGCACCUGAGAGGAGCCGCUCCGCACCGUCGGUUCCCCGGGCCGGCACACGGCAAACACCGCCCCACCUUGCCCCACAAUGGCGAGUAAACCGAAGCCGCUCGUGGUUUUUUUAAUUCCUGAUGAAGAAUGCUGUAAUUACGGGCAGGAGCUGGCAGGACCAGGAAGUCACCACAGGGAUUUAUUUACACCAGGAAGUCCCCGCCGUGCACAGUCGCCCAAAAAACCCUCUCGCCAGGCUCAAGCGUCCUUCCUUGAGGGCUCCACCGCGCACCGAGAACUCGGCGGCUCUGCCCGUUACCCACCGCGGCGCCGGAACGGGGGCAGCCCCCUCGUGCCGCAGGUCCGGGGAGCCGCCGUCAUCUCCGGCGCGGUGGUUUAAUCGCCGGCAAAGGCGAUAAUUUGGUCUUACCCGAGGCUGGAGCCAGCCCAUCUCGCUCCUCCGCUGGGCUCGGGCUGCCGCUCCCCUGGCCAAAGCCCCUGGGGGGGUUUAGUCUCAAACCCGAGAAUUUAAGGUCAUUAAAAUUACAGAAAGCGGAGACUAUCCUGAAUUUAGGGG